Molecule: messenger RNA, 1884 nt
Organism: Pseudogymnoascus verrucosus
Lineage: Eukaryota; Fungi; Ascomycota; Leotiomycetes; Thelebolales; Thelebolaceae
Exons: 3
Coding region: 156-1802 (548 amino acids)
Biological process (GO): transmembrane transport; carbohydrate transport
Cellular component (GO): membrane
Molecular function (GO): carbohydrate:proton symporter activity
Source: RefSeq, a predicted model, not a curated record
CUGAAAUUGUGGCACGGCGAUCCAAUGACCCUGCAUCGCAUGCAGGAUAAGAUCACCAUGGUUGCCCAGUUCCAAAAGAGAGAGUAUUCAAAGUCGUCUCCGGCUCGGAUUUCCAAGAUUCGAGAGACUCAACCUACGAAUCUCACACAAGCACAAUGGGCACCGACGACAAAGAAACGACGGUCCAUGACCUGGGCCGCACUACCACCAAUGAUGUAGAUGACCUGAAGGUUUCCGACGCCCAUGUAGAGGAGGUCGCCAUCGCACGCCUUACGGAUGAGGAUCUAUACAAACUCUCUAGGGAGUCGUUUAAGUUUCGCUCUCGAGCCGGACUUCGCAUCAUGUUGAUAAUGUUCGUGCAGGGAUGCAACCAGGCUGGCUACGGAGUUGACUGGCAGGUUAUCAGUGGUAUCAACAAUAUGUCAUCAUGGCACGCGUAUUUCAAUUUUGGGACCAGCGGAUCAACUUACGGAACUUUGAAUGCCCUGAUGAAUGUUGGCACCAUGUGCGGUGCGCCAUUCCUGACCUUCUCGGACCAUAUCGGACGCCGGGGUAUCAACUUCACUGGAAACGCUAUUGUAAUUGUCGCCGCUAUUCUCCAAGGAUGCGCAACCAAUAUGCCAACGUUUAUGGCUGGCCGCUUCAUUUUAGGAUUCGGAUCUGCCAUUAUGUCUAGCCCGCAAUACAUGGCUGAGGUCUCACCUGCCCAUUAUCGUGGUCGUUUAGUUGGAUUGUUUGGGGCAUGUUUCCAGAUCGGAAGUUUGGGCAUGACCGCUGGCUUUAUCGGCUUCUCCAAGAUGGAAAAAAGUAACUUGGCUUGGAGGAUACCAGUACUCCUGGAAGCAUUGUUCCCGGCGAUUGUGUGCCUCACAAUAUACUUCUUGACCCCUGAAUCACCUCGAUACCUUGUGAUGAAAGGGAAAAUAACACAGGCAAGGAGAGUGAUUGCGAAGUACCAGACGAAUUCCGAUGAUGAAAACAGUGAAUUGGUAAACGCGGUUAUUGUUCAAAUCGAGGAUUCUUUGGAGCAAGAUCGUGUUAUUAAUCGCCAGUGGUGGAACUUCUUAGUAUUCUUUACCAAGCCAGUUCGAUAUCGCCUGUUGAUUCUGGUUCUAUACUCCGUCUUUCAACAAUGGAAUGGCGGCGGAAUCAUUACAACAUAUCUCGUCCCGGCACUCGAAACUGUGGGGAUUACAAACCCUACCGAUAUUGCGGGAAUCAAUUUUGGACUGACAGGGGUUUACUGCGUUUUUACUGUCGCUGGAGCUUUCUUGGUGGAUAUUGUCAGUCGUCGAAACUUGAUCUUUGCUGGGUUAAUAUCAUUCAUUAUCUUACAAACUGCCGCAACAAUCACAGGAUGGAGAUAUUCUGUGGACCCAACAACAGCAGCUGCCGCGUUGACCUUGCUGUGGAUUUUCUCUUUCCAAAUCUGCUCCGCGACCCUCAUUGCAACAAUGCACAACCUCUACCCCGUUGAAUGCCUUUCGCUCGUUCUUCGUGCGAAGGGACUUGGUUUUUUCAGUCUUAUUCAGGGAAUCGCUGGCACCGUACAGAAUUACGGUAUCUCCCUCGGGAUUGGACCAUUGGGGUAUAAGAUCUGGGCUGUAUAUGUUGGAUACAACCUCCUCCAGUUGGUCAUGUCGUAUUUCGUAUUCCCUGAGACGUCCGGGCUCUCUCUCGAGGAAAUCGAUGCCGUGUUUGAGACAGACGGAGUCAAUCCAGUUCCGAUGUCUCUCAAUAUACAGAAGGCAAAGAAGGAGAGCGCAAGGCUUAAUGCAGAGACAGACGCAACCCUUGCUUGAGUAGCGAAGGGAUCAAAGUUUCUGAGCUAUUCUAGCUAGGAUCAAAUUUACGUAUCUGCUGAAGUAAGGGUUUAACAGGAGG